AUGUCGGACGCUCCUCUUUUGGGUAGACGUCCAGCCACGCGUACCAGCUUCAAAGAUGCUGCAGUGUUCACGUUGAAACUGACAUUGACGUCGUCUCCUGUCAAUUACCUUCUUUUGUUUGUGCCUUUGGGCCUUAUCGCAGGCGCCUUGGAGUGGAGUUCGAAUGCCGUGUUUUGGCUCAACUUUCUUGCUAUUAUGCCCUUGGCCUCAGUGUUGGCGUAUGCCACCGAAGAAUUGGCCGAGCACACUGGUGAGACCAUUGGCGGUUUGUUGAACGCCACUUUUGGUAACGCUGUGGAGUUGAUCGUUUCCAUUAUUGCCUUACUCAACGGCCAGGUGAGAAUCGUCCAGGCCUCCAUGCUAGGAUCCAUCUUAUCCAACUCCUUGCUUGUUUUGGGCUGCUGCUUCAUUGCAGGCGGAAUCACACGCGUCCAGCAGACGUUCAACCAGACCGUGGCUCAGACCAUGUCUUCCUUGAUGGCGUUGGCUACGGCGGGUCUUCUCAUCCCUGCUGCCUUCCACGCCUCUGUGCCCUCAGAGGGUAAGCUGAAAUUCCCCGACCCAGACUCGGAGGCCGAUUUGAAGAUCUUGAGUCUUUCCCGUGGUGUCGCUAUCAUCUUGCUCGUGCUUUACAUCUUGUACUUGGUGUUCCAGUUGCGCACCCACAAGGCUCUCUUUGAAGAGCAGUCUCAAGAGGACGAUGGAAUCAUCACCCUGAGCGUGCCACCUGAGGGCACUGUCACCAAGUCCGACCUGGAGCACUUGACCAUCGCUGGCUCGCUUUCAGUGCUUGUGGUCGCCACGGUGCUUGUUUCUUUCUCUGCCGACCUUUUGGUGGGCUCAAUUGACGAUAUCGUGGAGCUGCUGGGUCUUUCCAAGACAUUUAUUGGUUUGAUUGUGAUCCCGAUCGUUGGAAAUGCUGCUGAACACGCCACAGCUGUGAUUGUGGCCAUGAAGGACAAGAUGGACUUGGCCAUCGGUGUCGCCGUGGGCCUGUCGUUGCAAAUUGCCCUUUUUGUGACACCUGCAAUGGUGAUCAUUGGUUGGAUCGUGGAUGUGCCCAUGUCGUUGUACUUUUCUACAUUUGAGACUGCAGUGAUGUUCGUGUCGGUAUUCAUCACCAACUUGGUGAUUCUUGACGGAGAGUCCAACUGGUUGGAGGGAGCAAUGCUUUUGAGUACUUACUUUGUCAUUGCCCUCGCCUUUUUCUUCUACCCUGAUCACGCCUGA
This is a messenger RNA of Candidozyma duobushaemuli, 1230 nucleotides long. It is a transcript of the gene VCX1, whose product is annotated as Vcx1p. The record is from RefSeq and is a predicted model, not a curated record. Gene Ontology annotation, cellular component: fungal-type vacuole membrane. NCBI's taxonomy places the organism in Eukaryota, Fungi, Ascomycota, Pichiomycetes, Serinales, Metschnikowiaceae. Bases 1 to 1230 code for a protein of 409 amino acids. Gene Ontology annotation, biological process: calcium ion transmembrane transport; intracellular calcium ion homeostasis. The transcript has a single exon. Gene Ontology annotation, molecular function: calcium:proton antiporter activity.